Molecule: messenger RNA, 1329 nt
Organism: Alternaria incomplexa
Lineage: Eukaryota; Fungi; Ascomycota; Dothideomycetes; Pleosporales; Pleosporaceae
Exons: 3
Coding region: 1-1329 (442 amino acids)
Biological process (GO): transmembrane transport
Cellular component (GO): fungal-type vacuole membrane
Molecular function (GO): transmembrane transporter activity
Source: RefSeq, a predicted model, not a curated record
AUGGCCGCCAUUGGACCGGAUCCACCAACUGAAGAGUUCAGCCAGAUCGAAGAGGAGGAUAUUGCGCCAACCAAGCAAGAAGUAUCUUCAACCUUUGAUGUCACGAGAGUCGCAUCUACCGAGCCGCCUCCCAAUGGCGGAUGGGUAGCAUGGUCACAAGUGCUAGGUGGGCAUAUCAUCACCUUCUUCACCUGGGGCUUCAUCACAUCAUUUGGUAUGUUCCAAGCGCACUAUACCUCCAUUGGACUGUCGACCGCGUCCAAUAUCUCAUGGAUCGGUGCACUCACCGUCUUCUUCCUGCUGUCCAUCCCUCUUUGGUCUGGCGCCGCGUCAGACACCGGUCAUUUCAAGCUUGUUCUGCGCGUAGGCAUUGGACUAUGGUUGGUCGGCAUCUUCAUGACAAGUAUCUGCAAGGAGUACUGGCAGUUCGUGCUUGCGCAGGGGUUUUGCAUCGGUUUCGCAAAUGGAUGCAUGUUCGUGCCCAUGGUAUCCGUGAUCUCGACAUAUUUCGAUGCGACAAAGCGGAGUUUUGCAAUUAGUAUCACGUUAUGCGGGUCGGGCACUGGUGGGCUAGUUAUUCCGAUCAUGCUCAACAGGUUGAUUGAUCGCAUCGGGUUUGGAUGGGCGGUGAGGACGUUGGGCUUCAUGGCGCUGGUCAUGCUAUUGAUUGCUGAGCGGCUGCUAAAGAAGCGGCUUCCACCAAAGGUUGCGGUCAAGAUGCUCGAACCGAGUGAGCUCAAGGACCCGGUCUUUGAUCUUUUCAUUCUCGGCUCGGUCUUUUGCUUCGCAGGUCUUUGGUUCGCUUUCUUCUAUAUCAAUGCUUUCGCUCGAACAACGUUGGGUAUGACGUUGGAAGAAUCGAUACCGCUCCUCUUGGUGCUAAACGGCAUCGGCAUUCCGGGACGUCUGUUACCCGCGUACGUUGCUGGCCGCUAUUGCCGGCCAUUGACCAUCAGCCUGAUCGUCAGUUUCGUCACUGCUCUUCUACUAUAUUGUUGGAUUGCGAUCACUUCGACAGCAGGAAUGUAUGCCUUUGCGGCGCUUUACGGCUUGUUUGCUGCAGGCUUGCAAGCCAUGUUCCCUGCAACACUCGCCGAUCUUACCCUGGACAACAAGAAAAUCGGAACAAGAAUGGGCAUGGGGUUUGCCUUGUCUAGUUUUGGUUGCCUUAUCGGAGGUCCUGGUGGAGGUGCGUUGGUUGAGGUUGGCAACGGAUCCUAUCUGUAUGGACAGGUGCUUGCUGGCUCAUGCGGUGUAUUGGGCUUCAUGUGUUUCUUGGUAGCGGCAUUGAUACAUAAGAGGCAGGCAAAGCUGUUCGAUGGCGUCUAA